Molecule: messenger RNA, 2811 nt
Organism: Myxocyprinus asiaticus (Chinese sucker)
Lineage: Eukaryota; Metazoa; Chordata; Actinopteri; Cypriniformes; Catostomidae
Product: protein starmaker-like
Exons: 23
Coding region: 68-1969 (633 amino acids)
Source: RefSeq, a predicted model, not a curated record
AGCUCCAUUACGGCUUCAGACCUGCAUCACCUGAGUGAAUCUUGUACUGCAUUUCACUCUUAUUGCAAUGCUGUCCCGGACGCUGGUUGUUCCGUUGGUCUUUGCAUUAGUGAGUGUCUCCAUCUCUGCACCAAUCAAUGAUGGAACAGAUAAUGAUGAAGCGGCUGCAGCUCUGUUAGGAAUCUUCAAUGUUCAGAUUAAUGGAGCUCUUCCAACUCAAAGCCCUGUGAAUGGAGACUCAGGAACAAUAGAUGGGACAGACUCAUCAGAGAAACAAGGAGGUCCAAGUGACUCCUCUGACACUACAGAAAAACCCGGUGACACAAGCAUGGAUGAAGCUACAAGUGGCCCAGAUUCCAUAGAUACAACAGAUACAGACACGGAGAAAGACACAGAUACUGAUACAAAUACAGAUAUGGAAACAGAUACUGAUGCAAAUGUAUCAAAGGCAAAAACAAGUGAUUCAGAUGAAAACAAUGAGAAACCAUCAGCAGAAGACAAAACAGAUGCUGACCAUGUUGAUACAGACUCAGAUGAAAAGGAGUCCUCAGACACGGACGAAAUCACGGAUGCUGAUACAGACGACGCAGACAGUGACUCUGUUAGUGUCGAAAACAAAGAUACAGAAACAUCUGAUGAUGCAAACAAAAGUUCUUCAGAGGAUAAAGACGAUUCAACUGACAAGGACUCUUCUGACACAGACGAGAAGCACGACUCUGCUGACAAAGACAACACAGAUGGGGACACAGACGAAAAGAGUGAAGAGAAACAUGGCAAAGAAUUCAGCAAAGUCUCAGAGGAUGAAGAGCGAGAAUCCUCAGAGAAGCCAGACAAAAGCGAAUCUGACAGCGAUCAAGAUACUGAUGAGGUCAAAGAUUCAGAUGACACCAAUGACCAGGAUUCCAGUGCAAAAGACAAAGACACCGACAGCACUGAGAAAAAAGACAUCAACACUAAAGACACUGAGAGUGACGUAGACACUGAUGAGAAAGGCAAUGAUAGCAGCCAAGAAACGGCAGAUUCCCCUGGCAUCCCAGAUGCCAAGGACAGCACCGAGAUCAAGGACAGGGACAGCACUGACCGGAAAGACAUUGAAGAUGAUGUUGACAAUGAGAAGGACACCAAAGAUAAGGAGGAGACCAAUGAGAAAGGCAACAGUAGCGACGAGGGAAAAAAUAAAGAUGACGAGUCCAAACUAGAUGAACAAGACAAAGGAGACACCACUUCUAAAGAGGAUGCCUCAGCCAGUCAGUCUGAUGAAAGUCCACAAGAGGAAAUGACAGAAGACAAACAGGAAGAUAAGUCUGAUGCAGACAACUCCAGAGUGGACUCGGACUCUGACAGCAAGGAGGUCAGCAAAGACAAAGACCAGGAUAAAGACCAGGACACAGACUCUGACAGCAAGGAGGACGGCAAAGACAAAGACCAGGAUAAAGACCAGGUUGAAAACUCUGACAGCAAGGAGGACACCAAAGACAAAGACCAAGAUAAGGACACGAAUACAGACUCUGACAGCAAGGAGGACAGCAAAGACAAGGACAAGAGUAGCACAGAAUCCACAGACACAGAAACCCCAGAUAGUGAUAGCAAGACUGACACAGAUAGCUCAGAAACAGGAGGGGAAGAUACCAAUGAAGAUAGCAUCAGCAUGGAAAAAGAGAAGCAAGAUUCCCCAGAUAGUGAAUCAGUGGAAACAAAUGAUGACUCAGAUGCUGAUUCCAAUGAUGACCAUGACAAUGAUUCCACAGAUGCUACUGAGUCAAUAUCACAUGAGGAAAACACAGAUGAAAAUGCUGAUGCAGAUAGCCACGAUAUUUUAGAUGAUGAUGACGAUGACAUUGAUAUCCAUGAUGAUGAAGUCAUGGGUGAAGAUGAUAAGGCUUCUAAAAUAAUUGGUGAACCAGUUCAUCUUGGUGACACAACACAAGGAUCAGAUGAUGGCAGCAAAACCCUCAUGCCAAGCUCCUAGCGACCAGGACACUACAGAAACAAUUUAAAUGAAUUUUCAUGGAGAGACGUUGAAAGAAUCAACUGAGACAUUCGCGAUAAUCAGAGUUUCACAUCCCAUUAAAACACUCCAUUGACUCGCCCCUCUCACCCUCUAUCUUUUUCUCUCUCAUAUGGUGAAGGUUCUCUCUAAAGGAUUCUGGGAAUGCAGAUUAAAUUAUUUGGCUGUUUGAUGUACAUUCCAUUUGUAACUUUGUCCUAAUUAUAGAUUCUUUUGUUAUUGUUUGAUAUAUUAAUUUGACCAGUUUUAGAGGGAAAUAUUACAUGAUGAACAGUGUGAGUCUGAUAUUUUGAAUCUCAUAUAUUUAUGUGUGUUUAGGAGCUCAAUAUAUUUCAUUACAAGUGACAGACUAAACCUAGACAUUUGUACUAACUGAAGGAUUUUUGAGAAAGCUCUCAAGUUCAAAAGAUUUAUUAUGGUGUCCCCUGGGUGUCCUAUGUUUUCUAUUUCUUUGUCCACAUGGUGUCACCAUCCUUGACAAUGAGACACUUUUUGUUUAUCUAAAAGACUGCAGCUGCUACAACGAAAACAUUUUACUGACUCUCAGAUAAAUACCAGCUUGAAGUGUCACAAAAAGAGAUGUUUUCUACCCACCCAAAAAAUGAUUUAAGAUUGUACAGACAAUUUAUGAUAGAAUCUCUGAAGUCUAUAUGUCUCAGUGGAAGAAUACUAAUACACUAGCAAUGUAAGAGCACAGAUUGUUUUGAAAAAAAAGAAACUGUUAAAAAUAAUUUUGUAUAGAUUUAAAGUCAUUUUAAUAUGUACACAGGGAGCAAAUCUAAUAAAGACUGGGCUGUCAGGAA